Molecule: messenger RNA, 429 nt
Organism: Lottia gigantea (owl limpet)
Lineage: Eukaryota; Metazoa; Mollusca; Gastropoda; Lottiidae
Exons: 2
Source: RefSeq, a predicted model, not a curated record
ACUAUACCUCUAUAUAAAGACCAGUUUUUAGUUAUUAAUAUACCUCUAUAUAAAGACCUGUUUUUAGAUAUCAAUAUACCUCUAUAUAAAGACCUGUUUUUAGAUAUCAAUAUACCUCUAUAUAAAGACCUGAUUUUAGUUAUUAAUAUACCUCUAUAUAAAGACCUGUUUUUAUUUUUAGAUAUGAAAAUACCUCGAUAUAAAGACCUGAUUUUAGUUAUUAAUAUACCUCUAUAUAAUGACCAGUUUUUAGAUAUUAAUAUACCUCUAUAUAAAGACCAGUUUUUAGAUAUGAAAACUCCUCUAUAUAAAGACCUGAUUUUAGUUAUUAAUAUACCUCUAUAUAAUGACCAGUUUUUAGAUAUUAAUAUACCUCUAUAUAAAGACCAGUUUUUAGAUAUUACAAUACCUCUAUAUAAAGAUAUCUAG